AUGAAGUACGUUUUGGUGACUGGAGGAGUUGUGAGUGGGCUUGGCAAAGGCGUCACUGCCAGUAGUAUCGGCGUCGUCCUUAAAGCUUGUGGCCUUCGUGUUACCUCCAUUAAAAUCGAUCCAUAUUUGAACACUGACGCUGGUACUAUGUCUCCUUUUGAGCACGGAGAGGUUUUUGUACUCGAUGAUGGUGGAGAGGUUGAUCUUGAUUUGGGAAACUAUGAAAGAUUUCUCGAUGUGACACUAACCAAAGACAACAACAUAACCACUGGCAAGAUUUAUCAGUCUGUUCUUGACAAGGAACGAAGAGGCGACUACCUAGGGACGACUGUUCAGGUUGUUCCACACAUCACAGAUGCGAUCAAGGAUUGGAUUGAGUCAGUCUCUCUGAUUCCUGUUGAUGGAAGAGAAGGCCAAGCUGAUGUUUGUGUUAUUGAGUUGGGAGGGACUGUUGGUGACAUUGAGUCAAUGCCAUUUAUCGAGGCUUUGAGACAAUUGUCAUUCUCAGUUGGACAAGAAAAUUUCUGCCUUAUUCAUGUCAGCUUGAUUCCUGUUAUUGGUGUUGUUGGGGAGCAGAAAACAAAGCCAACCCAACACAGUGUUCGAGAACUAAGGGCUUUGGGAUUGACUCCUCACUUUUUGGCUUGUCGCUCUGCUGAGCCACUAAUGGAAGCUACGAAGGCGAAAUUGUCUCAGUUUUGUCAUGUGCCGGCUGCUAAUAUUCUAAAUAUCCAUGAUGUUCCAAACAUAUGGCAUGUUCCUCUCCUACUCCGAAACCAAAACGCUCAUCACUCGAUUCUUAAUCAUCUGAAUCUAACUAGCGUUGCAACAGCACCUGAUCUCGAUAGCUGGACUACUAUGGCUGAGACUUUUGAUAACUUAACAAAUCAUGUCAACAUUGCUAUGGUUGGAAAGUACGUUGGCUUUACGGAUUCUUAUUUGUCGGUUGUUAAGGCCCUUCUUCAUUCCUGCAUUGCAUGUUCAUUGAAGCCAAAGAUCGAAUGGAUUGCAGCUUCCGAUCUUGAAGACGAAAGUGGAAGAUCGACUCCUGAAGCACAUGCUGCUGCUUGGAAUAUUCUGAGGAGCGCAGAAUGCAUUCUGGUUCCAGGUGGUUUUGGAGAUCGUGGCGUGAGUGGAAUGGUUUUAGCAGCAAAAUACGCUAGAGAGAACAAAAUCCCUUAUCUUGGGAUCUGCUUGGGGAUGCAAAUAGCAGUAAUUGAGUUUGCCAGAUCUGUUCUAAGUAUGGAAAGAGCAAAUAGCACCGAGUUCGAUGCGCAGACACCUGACCCUGUUAUUAUAUUCAUGCCAGAAGGCUCAAGAACGCAUAUGGGAAGUACAAUGAGACUAGGAUCCCGAAGAACGCAUUUACAGAGCCAAGACUCUCUCACCUCAAAACUAUACGGCGACGUUAGUUAUGUGGACGAAAGGCAUAGGCAUCGUUACGAGGUGAAUCCAGAAGUAGCUCAAUCACUUGAAGAAGCUGGUUUAAGACUUGUGGGCAAAGAUGAUUCAGGGAAACGAGUUGAGGUGAUUGAGUUUCCUGAUCAUCCUUUCUAUGUUGGAGUUCAGUUUCAUCCAGAGUUUAAGUCAAGACCCACUAGACCUUCUCCUCUGUUUGUAGGUUUUAUAUUGGCUGCGAGGACCCUUCUUCAGACCCAUUCAAGCAAUUGA
Molecule: messenger RNA, 1671 nt
Organism: Microthlaspi erraticum
Lineage: Eukaryota; Viridiplantae; Streptophyta; Magnoliopsida; Brassicales; Brassicaceae
Source: the annotation of a GenBank genome assembly